AACCGCCCCCCUGCAGCUGAAGACGUCCCCUCCCACAGUGACAGAGCCUCGAGUCGGUGGUCCGGACAGUUUCUGCUCUUUCGGUCCCAGCAGGUAAAUUAGCACAAUGGAUUUCUCCAAACUACCCAAAAUACUUGAUGAAGAGAAAGAAAGCACAUUUGGUUAUGUUCAUGGGGUCUCAGGACCUGUUGUUACAGCCUGUGACAUGGCAGGUGCAGCCAUGUAUGAGCUGGUGAGAGUGGGCCACAGCGAGCUGGUUGGAGAGAUUAUCAGACUGGAAGGUGAUAUGGCUACUAUUCAAGUAUAUGAAGAAACAUCUGGUGUAUCUGUUGGAGACCCUGUACUCCGUACUGGUAAACCCCUCUCCGUAGAGCUUGGUCCUGGCAUAAUGGGAGCCAUUUUUGAUGGUAUUCAAAGGCCUUUGUCAGAUAUCAGCAAUCAGACCCAAAGUAUCUACAUCCCAAGAGGAGUAAAUGUGUCUGCCCUUAGCAGAGAUAUCAAGUGGGAUUUUACACCAUGCAAAAACUUACGGGUUGGCAGUCAUAUCACUGGUGGAGAUAUUUAUGGAAUUGUCAAUGAGAACUCACUCAUCAAACACAAAAUCAUGUUACCUCCACGAAACCGAGGGACUGUAACUUACAUUGCUCCACCUGGGAAUUAUGAUGCCUCUGAUGUAGUCUUGGAGCUUGAAUUUGAAGGUGUAAAGGAGAAGUUCAAUAUGGUCCAAGUAUGGCCCGUCCGUCAGGUCCGGCCUGUCACAGAGAAGCUGCCAGCCAAUCACCCUUUGCUGACCGGCCAACGAGUCUUGGAUGCUCUUUUUCCGUGUGUACAGGGAGGGACGACUGCUAUCCCUGGGGCUUUUGGCUGUGGAAAGACAGUAAUAUCACAGUCUCUGUCCAAGUAUUCUAACAGUGAUGUGAUCAUCUACGUAGGGUGCGGUGAAAGAGGAAAUGAGAUGUCUGAAGUUCUCCGAGACUUCCCAGAGCUCACUAUGGAAGUUGAUGGUAAGGUGGAGUCAAUUAUGAAGAGGACAGCUUUGGUGGCCAAUACCUCCAAUAUGCCUGUUGCUGCUCGAGAAGCCUCUAUUUAUACUGGAAUUACACUGUCAGAAUAUUUCCGUGACAUGGGUUACCAUGUCAGUAUGAUGGCUGACUCUACCUCUAGGUGGGCUGAGGCCCUUAGGGAAAUUUCUGGUCGCUUAGCUGAAAUGCCUGCAGACAGUGGAUAUCCUGCAUACCUUGGUGCCCGUCUGGCCUCUUUCUAUGAGCGAGCAGGCAGAGUGAAAUGUCUUGGAAAUCCUGAAAGAGAAGGCAGUGUCAGCAUUGUAGGAGCAGUUUCUCCACCUGGUGGUGAUUUUUCUGAUCCAGUUACAUCUGCUACUCUUGGUAUUGUUCAGGUGUUUUGGGGCUUAGAUAAGAAACUGGCUCAACGUAAGCAUUUCCCCUCAGUCAACUGGCUCAUCAGCUACAGCAAAUAUAUGCGGGCCUUAGAUGAGUACUACGACAAACACUUCACAGAGUUUGUUCCUCUGAGGACCAAAGCUAAGGAAAUUCUUCAGGAAGAAGAAGACUUGGCAGAAAUUGUACAGCUUGUGGGAAAGGCUUCAUUAGCAGAAACAGAUAAAAUCACUCUGGAAGUAGCAAAACUUAUCAAAGAUGACUUCCUGCAGCAAAAUGGAUAUACUCCUUAUGACAGGUUCUGCCCAUUCUACAAGACAGUGGGGAUGCUGUCCAAUAUGAUUGCCUUUUAUGAUAUGGCUCGUAGAGCUGUUGAGACCACUGCCCAGAGUGACAAUAAAAUCACAUGGUCCAUUAUCCGUGAACACAUGGGGGAGAUCCUCUAUAAACUCUCCUCCAUGAAAUUCAAGGAUCCAGUGAAAGAUGGUGAGGCAAAGAUCAAAGCUGACUAUGCACAACUUCUUGAAGAUAUGCAGAAUGCAUUCCGUAGCCUUGAAGAUUAGAACUGUGAUUUCUUUCCUCCUUCAGCAAGCUCAUAUGUGUAUAUUUUCCUCAAUUUUCAUCUCAGAUGCUUUGCUUCUUUAUUGUGCAGCUUUGAGACUAGUGCUAUGUGUAUUAUUUGUUUUGCUGUUUAUUUGGUAGGUCUUAUAUAAAACAAACAUUCCUUUGUUGUAGUGUUUGAUGAGCCUCCCUGAUCCUUUUUCCUGAAAUGGUGAAUGUAGUAAAUACGAUAAACAAUGGUUAUACUACUAUAAAUGUGUAGGGAGGAUGACAACCCUCCUUGUCCUAGGUUUUCUCUUUCUUCGUCUCCAUUAAAUUGUGAACAGGACUACUGCAUGUACAACUCUUUGCAAUGAAUUUAGAAUGGAAGGCCUGAUUUCUAAACCUUUAUCAGGUACUUUGUGUAACAACUCAAUAUCUGUGUGAUAAGGCCUUGUGCAGCUUAGCAUUUUGCUAAGUAAGUCUUUCAGAAAAGACUU
Octodon degus (degu) is the source of this 2437-nucleotide messenger RNA. It is a transcript of the gene Atp6v1a, whose product is annotated as ATPase H+ transporting V1 subunit A. Bases 107 to 1960 code for a protein of 617 amino acids. Gene Ontology annotation, molecular function: ATP binding; proton-transporting ATPase activity, rotational mechanism; ATP hydrolysis activity. The transcript has 15 exons. Lineage: Eukaryota; Metazoa; Chordata; Mammalia; Rodentia; Octodontidae. Gene Ontology annotation, cellular component: proton-transporting V-type ATPase, V1 domain; lysosomal membrane. The record is from RefSeq and is a predicted model, not a curated record. Gene Ontology annotation, biological process: proton transmembrane transport; ATP metabolic process.